Messenger RNA from Fusarium keratoplasticum, 1695 nucleotides. Its product is annotated as Zn(2)-C6 fungal-type domain-containing protein. The transcript has 2 exons. The record is from RefSeq and is a predicted model, not a curated record. NCBI's taxonomy places the organism in Eukaryota, Fungi, Ascomycota, Sordariomycetes, Hypocreales, Nectriaceae. The coding region runs from base 1 to 1695 and encodes 564 amino acids. Gene Ontology annotation, biological process: positive regulation of transcription by RNA polymerase II. Gene Ontology annotation, cellular component: nucleus. Gene Ontology annotation, molecular function: transcription cis-regulatory region binding; zinc ion binding; DNA-binding transcription factor activity, RNA polymerase II-specific.
AUGAGCACACAAAAUCGAAUCCCUCCAAGAAUCACCCGGUCGCGCGGCGGCUGCGAGCGCUGUCGAAGGCGACGCCAGAAAUGCGACCAGAAGAAGCCGUCCUGUGAGAGAUGCGUCCUGGCUGGGGCUGGAGGCUCGUGUCGCUAUGAGCUCAAGUUGAGCUGGGGUGGAAGGUCUUUUCGGAAAUCGCCUUUUGGGAAGUACCUUGACAAUGUGGAGAGAGAUAAUGCUGUUGAUGGUCAUGGCUUUGUCUACUGCGUGUCUCAAUCUCGCCCUGCUCAACAACCCCAUUCUUUGGAACCUCGGGCAUCAUCACCACCAUCAGUCAUCCCCUACAACGAGACAAUUCAGCCCGAGUCCCUACCAAAUCUGGAAACGGCUCAGACUAUAGAAGACGACAUCGAAUUUGUCAUCCCCCACGACAACCUUCUAGAAAUCGACCCUGAGCCUGAGACGGUAGAGAAUAACCUCACCCUUGCGCUCCCACCCCCAAGCCAAAUAUCCGUCCUGCCCCCGAUGGCCCACUACUUAUUCCAGUUCUACCUCGCUGAGACCAUGCGCCUUACCGUCCCCAGCAGCUACGCCAGGACCCAGAUCUGCCAUUUCCUCGUCCCCAUGUCGAUGCAGCAACCCAGCCUGCUAUACGCCAUCAUGGCGUUUGCCGCAGUUCAUCUAGAGGCUUCAGGGAGGCUUCCCAGAAACCCAGGACGACUGAUUGAUACACUGCAAUCGACGAGUAUUCGGCAUCUGCGACAGCUGUUGACCGAUGAUGACCCUAUAGCGCAGGCCGCUGCGCUUGCUACAGCGAGGACGCUUUGCCAGGCGCAGAUCUACGGUGGGACAGCGUCUUGGCGUGUUCAUCUGAAUGGUGCAAGGGCUAUUCUUGAAUCAUCUCACUUCAGGACCCGGCUCAUUGGUAGCUGUUCGUGCUCAUCCAUCAACGCAGACUUUCUCUCGAGUUGGUUCAACAACGCAGAAGCACUUGCUGCGCUGAGCCCAUCUGGUCUUCUCCACGGUCAGCUCCAAGUUGGCUGUCAUUCAAGCAGAGAUCUUCGUUUCGACAUGUUUGGGGGCGUCAUGUCGGAUCUUCCCGAUCUGUUCAGGGAGGUCGGUGCCCUGGUCAAAGAGAGUCGCCGGCAGCAGCACAAUCGCGUAUCCGAGAGCACCAUCUUGUCAGAAACCGACAUCGCUCAGGAAGCCGACGCCUUGACGCGAGAGAUUUACUACAGGCUAGAACGUGAUUCGGUAGAGAACCUGGCGAUUCAACCUGAUAUGCUCAUGGGGCUGUCGGUAAAUGAUAUUCAUGACUACGCCUUGAGUAACGCCGGAUUUCUCUACACCGCACUCCUGCAUAUUCACUGUGGAGUACGGGCACUGUCACCAUACGCCGAAGAGGCCCAAUUUUGCGUCGACCAGAUAAUACAAUGCGCCCAAGAUAUGACUUGCUCUUCUGGUCUAUCGCCUAGAGUCUUGCUCGUCGCUCCCCUCUUCACGGCCGGGAUCUGCGCUACGGGCCCUGCACAGGAUAGAAUCCGGUAUGCAUUGACAGACAUAGGGCGGUGGAUGAGGACUCCGCACUUGGCAAAAACUCAAGAGUUAUUAGAGGACAUCUGGCUGCAACCACCUGCAGAACCCCAGAGUUCCCGAGUUUGGUCAUGGUUUGACAAGAUCAACUUUGACUUCCUACCUUACUAG